AUGGAGCCCUCUCAGCACAUUCAGCGCUUGCGGUUCCUCUCCGUCUCUCCGACGAGCUCCGCGGCGGGUCUAUCCACCCAUGGCCUCGAGCUGAUACGCUCCUUUGACUCUCCCGCACCCGAGACCUUUGAGCGCCCGCACCUUGUCGGCGCAUUGUCGGCCAGCACAUCUCACUGCGCCACGCUCCAGCGGACCGAGGCAUGCACUUUUCGCGCAGGAGUGCUUCGCAGACACGCGCUGAUAGGAGCGGUCAACGCAACCGCCACCUUUGAAGGCGUCGUUGUGACGAGCCAAGGAGACGUCAUUGGCACCCUCGCGGCUCACGCUCUCACCCACAAGGAUGCGGUUCGGCUCUUUCCAAACACAGUCCCGUGCGACCCCGGCCCGCUCGUCCGCGGAUGCGUCGAAUUGACCACUUUGCUGUCAGUAGAUUCACCGAGGCUGCCUGCACCGACCCUCCUGCCGUUUGCCCAAGCAGCGUGGAAAAAGUGGCCUCAAGUUUCUGGAUCCAAUGCAGUGGAGCGCCUCAACCUGUACGACGAGCUGCAGCACUUUGCCCCGCGACUGGCGGCCGCCUGCCCAUGGAGCGCGCGGCAGGUGGAGGUAGAUGACCUGGUCAUACCUCAGGGAACUUUCGCCCUCAACCACUUUCACUUUUUGGCCGAACAGCUGCCCAACAUCAUACUGGCCGCCCACGCAACAGCUGGCUACGGGGAUCGGCUCCUCCUAUAUGAUCAGUCCUCAAUCCAGCGCCUCGCCAUUGCCGCGCUGCACCUCGAGGACCGCUCGAUCGCGUUCGACCCUUGCUGCGUCUACCGCGCCGCCCGCCUCAAGCUUCUCGUCAGCACGGGCUUCCCGCUCCCCGCGAGCGCGGCGCACCUCAGCGUCCGCCGGCUCCUCCUUCCGUCGCGGCAAGUGCCAGUGCUCUCCUUUCGGAGGCCCGACGAGCCUUUGCGCUGCUUCGCGGCGGCGCCAGGCGGGGACUGUACAUCGCUCGACCGGUUUGCCAUCCUGCUGGACCGCUCAGACCGCAGUGCACAGGCCUCCUUUGCCAGCUCCCGCAUCCUAGCAGACACAGAAACGCACGCAACUUCGAUCGCGGCGUCGCUUCAUCGCGAGGGAAAGUUGCAACUGCUGCUCUUGCGGGCCGCCCUGCUGCCGGCCGCGGAGCAGGUGUGGAUCUUCUCGAAGGCGCACGUUCUGCUCGGGGCGCACGGCGCCGGACUCACGAACCUCGUCUUCAUGUCCCGCCAGUCAGCCGUCCUCGAGCUGCUGCCAACCAGGGCACGCUUCAACAACCAUAUCGCGCCUUGCGUCGUGGGACGUUCGAGGGGCGAGAUGAACGUGUGUGGCAAGUCGCAAUGCGGGUUCAGCCACUUUUGGGCGCUUGCUGCGGAGGUGGGCGUGGCUCACUACGCGCUUCCCAUCGCGGACGCCGCGUGGGGAGACCGAAUCGCUGUGGGCCGCGAGGCUCUCGACGCCGCGGUAAUUGGCAUCGUGCGCUCGCACGGGGGCAGCGAUUGGGACAGCAUGGUGGCGGCGGCCCAUGCGCUGUCUAUGCUGCGUGCGGUUCAGGCGUGGCCCUCAACAGCACUCUCCGGCGCCCGCAUGCUGGACGGGAAUGCGAGGUGGAAGAACGUGGAUCUGCGUGGUGAUUUGAUUGCAUGGGUGCCACUCGAACCAAGCACGGGAUUAGUGGCGCGGGUCGCGGCGCUUCAUGCGACAAUGGGCUGGGACAAGCUGCGCUUGGCGCUGCGACUUGUCGUUGAGGCGCUGAACGCGGCGGCAGGCUCUGGCGGCGAAGCGUUGAGGCUCCCCGACCGAAUCAUGCUCUCGCGCUAUCCAGCUGGCGCACGCUACAGCCAACACUCGGAUGUGUCGCCCGCUGCACCGAACCGGCGAGUGACAGCGAUCCUCUACCUCAAUAAUGGUUGGGAGAGUGACCACGGAGGCGAGCUUGUCCUGCACCCUCCCGAUGGCCCCCAGCAUCGAAUCGCGCCCCGACUCGGCCGCCUCCUCCUCUUCAAUUCGACGUUAGGGCCGGGGAGCUAA
Emiliania huxleyi CCMP1516 is the source of this 2052-nucleotide messenger RNA. RefSeq lists its product as hypothetical. The record is from RefSeq and is a predicted model, not a curated record. The coding region runs from base 1 to 2052 and encodes 683 amino acids. Gene Ontology annotation, biological process: cellular response to hypoxia. The transcript has 2 exons. Lineage: Eukaryota; Haptophyta; Isochrysidales; Noelaerhabdaceae. Gene Ontology annotation, molecular function: L-ascorbic acid binding; ferrous iron binding; peptidyl-proline dioxygenase activity.